Molecule: messenger RNA, 1272 nt
Organism: Fusarium oxysporum Fo47
Lineage: Eukaryota; Fungi; Ascomycota; Sordariomycetes; Hypocreales; Nectriaceae
Product: phosphatase 2C-domain-containing protein
Exons: 6
Coding region: 1-1272 (423 amino acids)
Biological process (GO): protein dephosphorylation
Molecular function (GO): protein serine/threonine phosphatase activity; cation binding
Source: RefSeq, a predicted model, not a curated record
AUGCAAGGCUGGCGCAUUAGUAUGGAGGAUGCUCACACCGCAGUACUCGACCUCGACUCAGCCAAGUCUCACUCCAGCAAGCUGUCCUUCUUCGGUGUCUUCGACGGACACGGUGGUGACAAGGUGGCACUGUUUACCGGCCAAAACAUUCACAACAUUAUCUUCAAGCAGGACACUUUCAAGUCUGGUGACUAUGCUCAGGGCCUGAAGGACGGUUUCCUCGCGACCGAUCGCGCUAUUCUCAACGACCCCAAGUACGAAGAAGAAGUUUCCGGUUGCACAGCCUGUGUCAGCUUGAUCGCUGGCAACAAGCUCUAUGUUGCCAACGCUGGUGAUUCGAGAGGUGUUCUUGGCAUCAAGGGUCGUGCCAAGCCUUUAUCUCAGGACCACAAGCCCCAACUCGAGAACGAGAAGAACCGAAUCACAGCUGCCGGUGGCUUUGUCGACUUCGGCCGAGUGAACGGAAACCUCGCCCUCUCGCGUGCUAUUGGUGAUUUUGAAUUCAAGAAGAGUGCUGAGUUGUCCCCCGAGAACCAAAUUGUUACAGCCUACCCCGAUGUUGAGCAACAUGAUCUUACAGACGAGGAUGAAUUCUUAGUCAUUGCUUGUGAUGGUAUCUGGGAUUGCCAAUCCUCUCAAGCCGUGGUUGAGUUCGUCCGACGAGGCAUCGCUGCCAAGCAAGAGCUCGACAAGAUUUGCGAGAACAUGAUGGACAACUGUCUUGCCUCCAACUCCGAGACCGGUGGCGUUGGCUGCGACAACAUGACCAUGGUCAUCAUCGGCUUCCUCAACGGAAAGACCAAGGAAGAGUGGUACGAGGAGAUCGCCCGCCGGGUCGCCAACGGAGAUGGCCCAUGCGCUCCUCCUGAGUACGCCGAAUUCCGAGGACCUGGAGUCCACCACAACUUUGAGGAUAGCGACAGUGGCUAUGAGAUGGAUCCUGAAAACAAGGGACGAAGCUUUGGAGUUGGUGGGUACCGAGGCCGGAUCAUUUUCCUCGGCGAUGGCACUGAGGUUCUUACGGAUUCAGAUGAUACAGAGAUGUUUGACAACGCCGACGAAGACAAAGACCUCGCCAGCCAGGUCACCAAAAACCCGUCAUCCGCCGAGAAGGACACCGCUCCUGUAACCGCCCCUGGCGCCGCCGCCGCCGAUAACGCUUCCGCCGAUACGAAACCCGCCGAUGUAACCGUUACGAAGCCUACCGACAAGGACGCUGCGGAGGAGGUGAAGAAGGAGGCCAGUGUCCAGGAAAUCAAGAAGGAAGAAUAG